Messenger RNA from Epinephelus moara (kelp grouper), 1408 nucleotides. RefSeq lists its product as uncharacterized. The coding region runs from base 1 to 1200 and encodes 399 amino acids. The record is from RefSeq and is a predicted model, not a curated record. NCBI's taxonomy places the organism in Eukaryota, Metazoa, Chordata, Actinopteri, Perciformes, Serranidae. The transcript has 2 exons.
AUGACCAUGGCUGAGAUAACCACCAUCGCUGCUUUGUACCUGCUCUGGAAGUCCCAGAUGCGUCGGAGGGCCAAACGCUGUCGUUUUUGGGUUCACCCUAUCCUGCAGAAGUGCAUCCAGCUCGGCGAGUUUCACCACCUCCUCCAGGAACUCCGUCUGGAUGAUAGCCGCUUUCAGCGGUACUUCAGGCUUACUGGAGCCCAGUUUGAGGACCUGUUGGCGAGGGUUGGUGCCAGGAUCUCCCGGCAGGACACCAACUACAGGCGCUCCAUUUCAGCUGCGGAGCGCCUGUCCAUCUGUCUCCGAUACCUGGCCACUGGUGACUCCUUCAGGACCAUUGCAAACAGUUUCCGCGUUGGGGUCUCCACUGUUUCCCUGAUAGUUCCAGCUGUAGUCACAGCUAUUUGGGAUUGCCUCGUGGAGGAGUUCAUGGCUGUGCCCACCACAGAGGAGUGGAGGUCCAUCGCAGAGGGGUUUGAGGAGCGGUGGAAUUUUCCUCUCUGCUGUGGCGCUGUGGAUGGGAAGCAUGUGGUCCUGAAAGCCCCUGCACAUUCGGGAUCCCAGUACCACAACUACAAGGGGACAUUCUCAAUAGUCCUCCUUGCUGUUGUGGAUUCCCGGUAUUGCUUCAGGGUGAUCGAUGUCGGGGGCUACGGCAGGACCAGUGAUGGCGGUAUCCUGGCCAACUCAGCCUUUGGUCGAGCGCUUCGCUCUGGUACCCUCCAGCUGCCUGCUGACCGGCUGUUACCAGGAGCUGACCACAGGGGACCCCAGCCACAUGUGUUUGUCGCGGAUGAGGCCUUUCCACUCCGGAGAAACCUCAUGAGGCCAUUCCCCGGGCGCACACUUACCAGAGACCGGCGGAUCUACAACUACCGUCUGUCCCGGGCACGGCUGGUGGUGGAGAACGCCUUUGGGAUCCUUGCAUCCCAGUGGCGGAUGUACCGGCGUGCCAUGGAGCUCCAGCCCGACAUUGCGGAGAAGUGUGUGAAGGCGACCUGUGUCCUGCACAACUUCCUGCGGAAGACGACCCCAGCGCCUGCAAUGAGGGGGAGCAUCUCCGAUGGUGUGGUGGAGCCUCUGCCAGGUCUGGGAAGACUGGCUGCGAACAACUCAGCAAGAGAGGCCAUCAGGGUUCGGGAGACCUUCGCAGCUUACUUCUCGGCAGAGGGAACGGUCCCGUGGCAGGCCAACGUCUAGUGUGCAAGCACUCACAAAACGGCUCUUUUAAGAGCCACCUACACAUUACUACUGAGCAAACAUCCUGCAAUAUUUAUUUUCUUUUGUGUACUUUAUGUUAAAAGCUUCUGCACAGCUGGAACCUACAGAAUACAGUACACAAUGUUCUGUGUGUGCAAUAAAUAUAUGAAAUCAGAUGAGAAUUGUUUCUGUAGGAAAGAAGACGAAA